This is a messenger RNA of Bombus pyrosoma, 2016 nucleotides long. RefSeq names its product epoxide hydrolase 4-like. The coding region runs from base 289 to 1494 and encodes 401 amino acids. The record is from RefSeq and is a predicted model, not a curated record. NCBI's taxonomy places the organism in Eukaryota, Metazoa, Arthropoda, Insecta, Hymenoptera, Apidae. Gene Ontology annotation, molecular function: hydrolase activity. The transcript is spliced from 6 exons.
UACAUUGUCAACUUCGCUGAAAGCGCGGAAUUUUAUGUAUGACUAACGUCAUAAACAAUAUCGAUUUAUAUCUUUAGAUUAAACUUAAGAAUUAUUUGAUUAUCUUUUUCGGUUUGACUAGCACAACACGUAUAUUUCGAAACGUACAUUUGUACGUAAAUAUGUAUACGCACAUAUAUACAAAAAUUUAAAAGUCAAAUCUGUUUAGUGCAUAAUUGGAACAAAAUUAACACGUAUAAAUUAAAAAAAAUUUUCUACAUAUAUUAUUAAUCAUUAUUAUUAAUAAUCAUGAUUACAAAUGAUAAAAUUGUUUAUCUAUCAGUUUUGGAGAUAGUUAAAUUACAUUUUCUCUCUUUUGUGUAUGGCUUGUAUUUAAUAGUGAAAAGAUUUCCUAAGUGGGUCUGGGAUCCUAAGAAGUUUUUUAUGAUGCAACAGCGAGAUAAACCUCCACCUUGUCUUGUGGACGGUAAUUUAGGAACUCAUUCUUACGUAAAAAUCAAAGGGGUAAAAUUCCAUUAUGUAGAAGCUGGAAAUAAAAAUGAUCCACUUAUAUUACUUUUACAUGGAUUUCCUGAUUGUUGGUUAUCUUGGAGAAAACAAAUACCAUGUCUUACUCAACAUUAUAGAAUAAUAGCAAUAGAUUUGAAGGGGUUUGGAGAUAGUGAUAAACCAGCAGCUAAAAGUUGUUACAAAAUACAAGUUUUAAUUGAGGAAUUGAAACAAUUUAUUUUAACUCUUGGAGUAAAGCAAUGCAGUAUAAUCGGUCAUGAUUUAGGAGGACUUUUAGGAUGGUAUAUGGUAGCCCUAUAUGGGGACAUGAUUCAUAAAUUUGUUGCAAUUUCAUGCCCACAUCCUAAUUUGUAUUGGAAUGGGAGACCUGGAGAUUCUAUUUUUGAUUUAAAAUGGAUACAUUUCAGUAGAUUACCAUUUUUGCCUGAAAUUGAUGCUCUCAAAGAAGACUUAUCAAUAAUAAAUGAUGCAUUUCAACAUCUUCAACUAAAUAAUGCAAACAAUGAGAAGGAUUAUGUAGAAGCAUAUAAAUAUGCAUUUAGUAGGAAAGAGGACUGGACAGGUGCUAUCAAUUAUUACAGAAACCUUCCUUUAAUAAGACUUAAUACAGAUACUUGUGAUCAAAUUUCUACUCGAACCUUGCUUAUAAUUGGAAAUAUGGAUCCAAUUGUAACAAUAGAAAGUGUUGUACAAAGUUCUGAAUAUGUUGAGAAAUUUAAUGUGAAAGUAAUCUCUGAAGCUCAACAUUUUCCACACCAACAAAAACCGGAUAUAGUAAAUGAAGCAAUCUUGAAGUUUUUUAUGGGUGCGAUAAAUCAUAUAGAAAAACCAUCAUCUAAAAACAUUAUGUCUUCAUGGUUUGGAUCUCUUGGUAAUACUGUCAAGUAUGGUAACCAUAUGUUUGAUGCUGUCCAUAAAAAGACUAGUGGAGUAGUUAGUGCUUUACCCAGUAAAGUAUUUUAUUUAGGUCAAACUACAAAUUGAAUUAUAUUUUUAUCUAUAUUAAAAUAUAGGGCUUACCAAAGCCUGAAUUUUUCUACUUUCUCUAUUUAAGUUUUAGGCUUUCAGAGCAACAGAAAAUAUCUAGUUACUUUUCAUCACAAAACAGAAAAGACUACAAAAUAUGUUGCCAUAUAUAUAUAAUAAUUAAAUGUUUUUAUAGCUUAACUAUAGCGUAUAUAUAUACUAUAGUUUAAUUACUACAGAACAACUCAAAUGAACCUCCUUAUCUUAAUGACAGUCUGUAUCAACAAAUGUAAAAAAGGCUGAUUUAUUUUAAUAUGUUUUGUCUAAUAUUAUUUACAUUUUAUAAACGAGAUAGUUUUAAGUAAAAAAUAUUAUCACUUUUUUAAUAAACAUGUAUACAUCUAUUUUUCAUUUAAUAACGCAAAUAUAUAUAUAUACAUAAAUUUUAAAUAUAGUAUUAGAUAACAUGAAAAAUCUGCUUUUUCAUAAAGUAAGUGUAUAGUAUAAAGCUAAUAUAAAAAGAUAUAUUCAGACAUUCAC